Prunus armeniaca (apricot) is the source of this 393-nucleotide messenger RNA. The record is from the annotation of a GenBank genome assembly. Lineage: Eukaryota; Viridiplantae; Streptophyta; Magnoliopsida; Rosales; Rosaceae.
AUGGAAAUGAAGAAAGUAGUGUUGAAAUUGGAAUUGUACGACGAUAAGGCUAAGAAGAAAGCCAUGAGGGCAGUCUCAGGGCUUGAAGGGCUUGAUUCAAUUUCCAUGGAUAUGAAGGACAAGAAACUGACGGUGAUAGGGGACGUAGAUCCAGUAAAUUUGGUGAGCAAACUGAGGAAGCUUUGCCACACAGAUAUAGUCUCAGUGGGACCAGCAAAAGAGGAGAAGAAGAAGGAGGAGUCCAAGAAAGAGGAGCCGAAGAAGAAGGAGAAAGAUCCAAAAGAAGAAAUGGCUGAUAUUAUAAGGGCCUACCACGCCCAUUAUCCUCCUAUGCCUGUACACUAUUACAUAACAAACCCAGAAGAGGAUCCCAAUUCUUGUGUCAUUUGCUGA